AUGAGCUCUCCGGCUGAAUUCCACGGGUGGCUGGGCCGCGACAACAAGGCCGCCGAAGGCAACAUGACCUGGUCGUCGUUCGAACCAAAGCCUUUCAACCCCAUCGAUGUUGACAUCAAGAUCUCGCACUGCGGCAUCUGUGGAUCUGACAUCCACACGUUGCGCUCCGGAUGGGGUAGCACACGUUAUCCGGUCUGCGUCGGGCACGAGAUUGUUGGAUCUGUUGUACGCGUCGGGGACCAGGUGAAACAUCUGAGGCUCGGGGACAGAGUCGGUGUGGGUGCCCAAGCAUUCUCCUGCUUCAAGUGCGAGGAUUGCAAGGCUGGGCUCGAACAGCACUGCGGCAAGAUGGUCGGCACAUACAACGGGAAGUACCCAGAUGGCAGCUUCAGCAUGGGCGGAUACGCCAAUUAUGCACGUGUACCAGCGCAUUUCACCAUCAAGAUUCCUGCUGGGCUGAGGAGCGAGGAUGCUGCGCCAAUGAUGUGUGGUGGUAUCACAGUGUACUCGCCCUUGAAGAAGAACGGCGCAGGUCCGGGUAAAAGAGUAGGAAUUGUCGGUCUCGGAGGUCUCGGUCAUUUCGGCGUCUUGUUUGCCAAAGCUUUGGGCUGUGAAAAGGUGGUAGCCAUCUCAAGACGGAGGAACAAGGAGAAGGAUGCGAGGGAGAUGGGCGCAACAGAUUACAUCGCAACGUCCGAGGACGAGAAGUGGGCUCGUAAACAUUCGCAGUCGCUCGAUCUCAUCAUAUCGACUGUGAGCUCCCCGGACAUGCCUUUGGAGUCGUACCUUCGGUUGCUUCGGACCAACGGCACGUUCAUUCAAGUUGGCGCACCAGAGGACAAGUUACCGAGGUUUGGUGCUUACAGCCUCAUCCAGAAAGGCGUGAAGAUUGGUGGCAGCAACAUUGGCAGCCCAAAGGACAUUGAGGAAAUGCUGCAAUUUGCUGCCGAAAAGGGCGUGAAGCCGUGGGUUGAGCAGCGCAAUAUGAAAGAUGCAAACAAGAGCGUGGUGGAUAUGGAGGAUGGGAAGGCGCGAUACAGAUAUGUGCUCGUCAACAUGGAGGAAGAGAAUCGUGCAAAACUUUGA
Molecule: messenger RNA, 1086 nt
Organism: Ascochyta rabiei
Lineage: Eukaryota; Fungi; Ascomycota; Dothideomycetes; Pleosporales; Didymellaceae
Product: Alcohol dehydrogenase (NADP(+))
Exons: 1
Coding region: 1-1086 (361 amino acids)
Biological process (GO): alcohol metabolic process
Molecular function (GO): zinc ion binding; alcohol dehydrogenase (NADP+) activity
Source: RefSeq, a predicted model, not a curated record